CCCUAGUAGACCUGUCCGCUCACCAGUGCCUUCGCCUGGUGGUGCUGAUCACGCUGUUGAAACUACAAAUAAGCCUGGAAAUGGCAGAAGGUCGAAGUCUCCAGCUGUGCAGUCACGAACAACCUCAAAGCAGGAGAAAAAGGACACUUGUUCUGGUCGUCUUCUCAAGCCUUCAAGCAAAAACUCAACAGGAGAAAUAACUGCUUGUUCGAAAAAAACUGCCGUGGGUGAUCGUGGCAAACAGCAAGAAACACAACACCUACAUCACGUUCAAGCAACGAGAGCCGCGUCUCCAGCCGGAGUUGGAAACCACAAUGGGGAGGCCAACCCCAACGGCAGCAAGAAAUCGCAUCAUCAACCGGGAGCUUCGACUACGAAUACGAUCAGUAGAAGUGUGUCCCUUGGAGCUCGCGGGUACGUUAGUCCACGGAUUUUGAAUGCUUUUUCUCCAGGAGCAGCGGGACAUAAUAUCACACUAGGAGGUGGUGGUGGAGGUCAACAGCUGCAACCACGAGCUAGUCCACGCACUGCUACAGCUCUACCUUCGUCAGCC
Amoebophrya sp. A25 is the source of this 553-nucleotide messenger RNA. The record is from the annotation of a GenBank genome assembly. Lineage: Eukaryota; Dinophyceae; Syndiniales; Amoebophryaceae.